GAUGACGUUGUCACGCAAGGACAUAGCGAAGCAGAUGUCAUGUCCAAAUUUCGAGACCUUCUGCGCCAGGCUCGUACUGAAUUUGGAGAUGUGGACAUCAACCUCCUUUUAUCAGAUAAUGUCAACGACCCUGUCCCAUUGCAGGACUUCAAUAUUUCUAGCCCCGGCUACAUGAUCGAUCUAUUUGGAGUAUUCAUUGACGUAAACUUAUAUGGUCUGAAAAACUUUCGAGUGAAUAAGAUAGCUCUCAAUCUUGCCAAGAUGAACCUUUCCGCCGAGAUGUCAGUACCACUUUUAAGUCUCAUGGGCCAGUAUCGUCUGAGCGGGAGCUUCUUUUUUAUGACAGCAUCUGGCGAAGGGCCAUUCUGGAUGAACAUGUCCUCUAUAGUGCUCAGAGCACAUGCUCCAAUCGAAACAACACAAGAGGGCAAGCUGGGCGUGGGAGACAUUAAGCUAGAUUCUGACGUGGGAGAACUUAAUGUCAAUUUUGAAAACCUAAUGGGCGGUGAUAAGGCGAGUAGCAUCUACAACAGCCUUUUGAACAUGAUGGGUGAACUAAUUUUGGAUGAGCUGAAACCUUCACUUUUGUCAGAACUAAGUUCAUAUCUGAAAUACGAGUUGAACAAUGCUUUACUUGAGAUACCAUCAGGAUUCAUGGAUCCCAGUUCCACCAACGUCGUAGACAGCAUUCUCAAAAAGUCUGCCGAAUUCAUGGGGCAAAACGAUCUGGAACCUUUCCGUUUGCCACAAUACAAGGAGGUCUACGAGAGGAAUAUUUUAUUCGUCACAACACGCGGGGAGUUGAAACUCUUCAAUGGAACACUGCACGGCUUGUCUACCUUGUCCAGGAAAGGGGACGUUAUCACGGCGUUGGCCAACAGUUCUCUCGUCUUCGAGGCUGAGUUCGAGUUCAAGAACUUGACUGGGGGUUAUACGUGGCACGCUGAGCUUCUCGGGGCAGGUAUGCAAGGUCAGGUCAUGAUACAAGUGAAAUCAGUGCACGGAUUCGUUAAGCUGAAACAAGAAAUGAAAGUUGGAAGGAAACUGGAACUCGAUGACUUACACGUUCAUGCCAUUCGCCAUGUUUGGUUAGAUUUGCAAGGCUUAGGCACAUGGGACUACGUCAUGGAGUCCAUUGUGAACUUGGUGACCAAUGGCUUGAAGCUGCAACUCGCGGAUGCGUUGGUUGAACCCGUAAAACAAAGUAUACAGGAACAGCUUGAUCAACUUGAUAUUGGAAUUUAAUCUAAAGUAAUGCAAGUGUCAUGUUUCAUACAGUUAAAAGAGUGCGGAAAAGGAUAGAAAAGAUUGUUACUUUGCAAUGGAUCCGUAGCAGAGGUUUAUGUUCCAGUCAUUCAUAUGUUUCUACAUUUGAUUAAAAUCCAGAAGCAAAACUGUUAAUCUUAGCAGAGUGGCUAUAUUUUCUCUGUAGUCUGGAAUGCAUAUGUUAUUGCAGAAAUCUGCAGUGUAUUAAUAUUAAAUGUACGAUAAUUUUUAUACAUUCAGAAUAAUUAUUUUUGAACAUUUUUUUAAACAAAUUAAAGGUAUAUAUAUAUUU
This is a messenger RNA of Stegodyphus dumicola, 1558 nucleotides long. RefSeq lists its product as uncharacterized. NCBI's taxonomy places the organism in Eukaryota, Metazoa, Arthropoda, Arachnida, Araneae, Eresidae. The record is from RefSeq and is a predicted model, not a curated record.